Messenger RNA from Cotesia glomerata, 1340 nucleotides. Its product is annotated as putative glutathione-specific gamma-glutamylcyclotransferase 2. Gene Ontology annotation, molecular function: gamma-glutamylcyclotransferase activity; glutathione specific gamma-glutamylcyclotransferase activity. The coding region runs from base 179 to 793 and encodes 204 amino acids. Gene Ontology annotation, biological process: glutathione catabolic process. The record is from RefSeq and is a predicted model, not a curated record. Gene Ontology annotation, cellular component: cytoplasm. The transcript has 3 exons. Lineage: Eukaryota; Metazoa; Arthropoda; Insecta; Hymenoptera; Braconidae.
UUUAUUACAAUAAAAUAAUAACAAGUGAUUAAAAAAAAAAAUAAUUGCUAUUUUAUCGAUGAGUCAACGUGAGAAAAAUUAAAAGUAUAAAAAUGAAAUUAACGCACUGAUUUAUUGACAAGUAUAGGUUAUAAUAGAUAUUUAUUAUUGAAACAAGAAAAAAAAAUAAAAUAAAAUUAUGUGGGUGUUUGGUUAUGGAUCAUUGAUAUGGAAAGUUGAUUUUCCGUAUGAAAGGAAACUUGUUGGUUACAUCAAAGGUUAUAUCAGAAGAUUUUAUCAAAAGAGCACUGAUCACCGCGGAGUACCAUCUAAACCCGGACGUGUGGUAACUCUACUAGCAUCAAAUAAUCCCGAUGACCAAGUCUGGGGCGUUGCUUACAAGAUAGCCACUGAAGACAUCGACAGUGUUGUAAAUCAUUUAGAUUUUCGUGAAAAAGGCGGCUAUGAAAGAAAAAAAGUUCUUUUCUAUCCUUGCAAUCCAACUGCAGAAAACGCCAAUAAUUCGUCGAGAUUAGGAUUGAUUUCUUCAGCGGACCAAGAAGAAGAAAAACCUUUUCAAUUAACAAUUUACAUUGGUCAUGAAGACAAUCCGAAUUUCGCUGGUGCUGAAGACAUCGAAACAAUCGCCAGUCAUAUUAUAGAUGCUCAUGGCCCCAGUGGUGCUAAUACUGAAUAUCUUUAUAAACUUUCUUCUGCUAUGAGAACGAUAAUGCCUGGAGUAAUUGACGAUCAUCUAUUUGGGCUAGAAGCAGCUGUUAGACGAUUGGAUGAUGACAAAAAUAAUGAUUCAUAAAUUAUUCUUUCGUAAACAAAUAUUGAUAAUAUUUUUAUUUUCAUUUUUGGUAAUUUGACUACGUGGUAAAAUUAAACUUGAUUUUUUUUAAUUUAUUAAUGCUUGCAAUAGUAAAAUCUAUAAAUUUUAAUCUAAAAACAAUUUUUUUCCUUUUUCACGCAAUUUAUAUACUUGCAAUAAUAUGAUAAAUAAAAUUUCGAAUGCCUUUAGCUGAAACUUAUUAAGGCCAAAGAUAAAAUAAACAAAAUUUUAUUCUUUAAUUUCAGAAAUUUAAAUAUUUGCAUUAUCAUCAUUGAUUAAAAGUUUAUUUUCCAAAGUUCAAUGGGUUGAAUUUAAAUUUUAGUACAAAAUUAUAUUUUUAAAAUUGUACUAGUCAUUAAUAAUUAUUGACUUUAGAAGGACAGCUGUCAAAAAAAUAACAAAUUUUAAAUCAAAAUAUUUAUUAUUUUAUCGAUAUUUAAUAUUUAUUGACCUCGAUUGUCUGAUAUUUUUAAAUUAAAUAAAUGUAAGAUGUAUAAAUUUGUUAUUUCAAUAAAAUAUUUUAUUA